AUGCGCCAGCGCGGCAUCCCCCUUACGACGGCAGUGGCGGCGACGAUGGCCGCGGGCGCGGCGCUUGCGCGCGCGCAGACAUGCUACUUCCCGGACGGCAGCGUGAACGCGGAGUCUGCGCCUUGCGGCGACGGCGACGAAAAAGGAGGAGGAGCGGCCUGCUGCCCGCUGGACUGGAAGUGCCUCUCGAACGGGCUGUGUCGGUUUGCGGCCGAGGACUGGCUGGACCGGUAUAGUUGCAGUGAUCGGACGUGGGGGGCUGAGGCGUAUACGCGCUCGAACGGCACAGACAGCGGCGGCGAGGCCAUCGGCGUCUGCCCCGGCGGCAAGUUCUGCUGCAACGGCGACCGCAGCGGCGACUGCUGCAAGGACCGCAGCGCGGUGUAUUUCUCGCUGGCGGACGCGCGGGUCGUGGGGAGCAUAACGGCGCUGCUGACGCCCAGCUUUCCGCUUCUGUCACCAACGAUGGGCCCCGAGUCCGCGAACACGGACGAGAGCGAAGCCUCCACCCUCUCCUCUUCUUCUUCUCCCUCUUCUUCUUCCGCCUCCUCCUCCUCCUCCUCUACCUCCCCGCCACCAACAAGAUCAUUCCUCCACACCGCCGCCGACGGCACCAUCGCCUUCGCCCCCACCACCGCAACCAAAACGUCCCUCACAUCCGACGCGGCCGGCCGCGUCUCCACAGUGUACAUCCUCACGACCAGCACGCCACAAGGCGCCAACAACAACUCCUCCUCCAGCAGCAGCCCCACACGCACGACAACGCUCGGCCUCGCAGUCGGGAUCCCGCUGACGUUGCUCGCUGUCUCCGGCACCGCGGUGCUGGUCUUCCUGCUCCUGCGCCGGCAUCGCCGCAGACGCGGACGCAACGCUGUGCAGGAUGUGGCGCAUGCGGACAAGGAAGAGAAAUGCGUUUCGGAACUUGAUGGGUUUCCGAAGGCUGAUACGCGGGGCGGGACGCAUGUCGCGCCGGCAUGGGUGGGUGGCAACGGCAAGGGCGGGAGAGAAAAGGGCGGAGGACUUGGCGUAGGUGCCGCACACGCGCGCACAGUUUCCGAGAUCGAGGGCCGCGAGGUCGCCAUGGCGCCUGUGGAGCUGGAUGCGACGAUGACGACGACGACGACGACGACGGCUACGACGGCUACGACGGGGACGGGGACGGGCACAGCGACAUCGUCAUCUGCGGGCACGGCUGCGCUGGCGCCGGAGACGAGGGCGGGGGCGGGGAUUGAGACGGGGAUUGCGGCAGCGAGGCCAAGCACGCCUCGCACGACAUCGUCGUCGCCGCCGCCACAGGAGCUAGGGAAUAACACGGCGGUGCCACGGACGCCGCGGACGCCGCCGGGGCAGAGCGCUGCUGGCGGCGGCGGUGGCGCUGGCGGUGGUUUUGGUAGCGACGAGGCGAUGCUGGUGAGUCCGCUUGCAGAGGGGGAGGGCGUGGGGCACGGGUGGCGGAGCGUGGGCGGGCGGGGAGGGCGCGCGGGUGUUGGUGUUGGUGCUGGUGGUGCUGGGGGGUACGAGGGGCUUGUGAGCCCGUUGGUGGAGGCGGGGGGGUGGGCCGGAGGAGAAGGUAGUCGUGGUGCUGCUGGGACAGGAGCCAGGGCAGCACAGGCGCGGUAUAUAGCGUAUCGGCCGCCGGGGGGUGCGGAGCUGCCAUAG
Aplosporella prunicola CBS 121167 is the source of this 1659-nucleotide messenger RNA. RefSeq lists its product as uncharacterized. Bases 1 to 1659 code for a protein of 552 amino acids. The record is from RefSeq and is a predicted model, not a curated record. Lineage: Eukaryota; Fungi; Ascomycota; Dothideomycetes; Botryosphaeriales; Aplosporellaceae. The transcript has 2 exons.